UCUAACAACCAGUGAGGGUUGGCAUAUAGAUGCACAGAGACUGGCUUACUGCUCCACUCAGGAGCUCUUUAUGACAAAAAUCUGAUUUAAGAAGGAAUUUGUGCAUUUUACUCACAGCUACAUGCUGAGGCCUUUAUGUGUUGUUUCAUUUAGCUUUAGAGAGACAGCUUCUGUUUGAGUGCUUUUUGGUCUGUAUUUUUUUUUUGACAUUUCUUCCUUUAGGUAGAUUAGUUAGUUCUCCGUUGUUUAGAAGCUGCUUUUUGACUUUGUACGAUCAUGUGGGAGUUCAGGUCUGUGUCUUUCUGGCGAGCGGUCUUCGCAGAGUUCUAUGGCACCAUGUUCUUUGUAUUCUUUGGGCUGGGAGCGGCCCUCCGCUGGACCACAGGCCCCCACAAUGUUCUUCAUGUUGCCUUUUGCUUUGGACUGGCAGCUGCCACCUUCAUCCAGUCCAUCGGUCACAUCAGCGGGGGACACAUCAACCCAGCUGUCACCUUCGCUUACCUGAUCGGAUCCCAGAUGUCCAUGUUCCGGGCUUUCUUCUACAUCAUAGCCCAGUGUCUCGGAGCGCUCGCCGGUGCUGCUGUGCUGUACGGAGUCACGCCCAACAAUAUGAGGGGGAACUUGGCACUGAAUACGCUGCAGCCAGGCAUCAGCCUUGGCAUGGCCACCACGAUCGAGAUCUUCCUCACCCUCCAGCUUGUCGUCUGCGUCUUUGCUGUGACAGAUGAGAGGCGCAACGGACGCCUGGGCUCUGCUGCUCUUGCCAUCGGCUUCUCCGUGCUCAUUGGGCAUCUGUUUGGGAUGUACUACACAGGAGCAGGAAUGAAUCCAGCAAGGUCCUUCGCCCCUGCUGUCCUUGUCAGGAACUUCGUCAACCACUGGGUGUACUGGGUGGGACCCAUGAUCGGCGGUGCCAUAGGCGCUCUGCUCUAUGACUUCCUGCUGUUCCCACGCAUGCGUGGUCUCUCCGAGAGGCUGGCCACGCUGAAGGGCACCCGGCCCCCAGAGGCCGAGGCCCAGCAGGAGACCAGGGGAGAGGCCAUUGAGCUUAAGACACAGGCCCUAUAAAUCUGGAGAUUUGCUUUCUGACAACCCCAACAUCUCUCACACCCCUUCCACCUGUAGCGCCACAUUCUGCACCCUUGGUUCCUGGCCAUCCGCAGCCCACACACUGUUUUUGCACGCAUGCCUCCUCCUGUUCCUCAACAAUUGCAAAGAGUGAUCAAAAGCCCCCUUGUCAUCCUUGUUGUGCUCCCUACAGGACCUAUAGAAAGGGCAUGCACUGCCCCGAUUAACUUACUUAAUCUCACCUACACCCAUUUUUCCUUAUCCUGUUCCCAAAGUUGGAGGGUUGGAAGAGGACUUGCCGCUAAAGGAAGCGCCCCAUGCCCUGUAGCAGGGUGAAUCAAUUACUCCUUGCUGACCAGACAGCUAUAACUGCCAGGGAUAGUGGUGCUAUUUCCAUCUUUACUUCCCUUUCUGUUUAUUUUCCCUGCCUUUCAUUUCGCUAGGAGUGAAGCUACAGUAGAACAAAGGACCUCCGCCUGCAUUUCCAAUUUUGAUUGAGCGUGAUCUCGCUCCGUGUUUUGUUUCACAAACUUUGGCCAAGACAUGUAUUGGUAUUGUUUUUGCCUUUUCUUUCUUUUAGCUGUAUGUGUGUGUAUAUGCAAGCCUGUGUGAUAAGAGUGAUGGUGAGAAAGACGAAUUGAGUGCGCCUGCUUGUCUGUGUAUGUGUAUGCUUGUUUUACGAAAUAUUUUCCCUGAAAUGUCAUUACUAAAAUUGUUUGUAUAAUGAGUUAUAUAAUGUCACAUUACAUUAGAGAUGUGUCACCAUUUUUUUUUUUGCCCUAAAUGGAAAACUAUAAUUUACUGUAAAAUUCCAAGAAAUUUAAAUGUUUAGGGAAAUUGUAUCUUUCUCCUAAGGGGAUAAAUCUGGAUUUCAAUCACGGCUUAAAGCCCCUUUCAACCAUUUGGACAUUUGUGUCUCAUGUAGUAAAGCCCCUAUAUAAUGCUAUUUAUUUUUAAAAUAAAGAUCCACAAUUAAAAUAUAAAUUUUUUCUUUCAGGCAGAUUUUUUUAAGUGCCAAUAUUAAAUUUUAUUAUUUUACCCAGAACCGUAGCAUAUUACUUUAUAAGUAAAUCAUUUGUUCGCAACAUCCACAUUUGGAUCAUAUGCAGUAAUUGUGUUGGUUUAUGCUUUCUUUGACUUUCUGACAAAAUUUUGUACCCAGAGCUUUAGAGCAGAGCUGACCAAAGACCCACGUACAGGCGUAUUUGAGUUAUUACAUUGUAUUUAUUUAGUCCUACCAAGGAAAAACAAGGAGAGCAAACUCGGCUCGCUGUCCUGAAGAUCAGGUGUUUUUGGGGUUUUUUGCAUUGGCAUUAUGCUACUUUACUUAAAUUAUACAUCAGAGAACUUAAAUUUUGUGUUAAUAAAGGCACAAUCCGUGAGGUGGGACAGCUGUAGUCUGUUCAAGUUGAAAGGCUCAAUUCUGUUAAAUGUGAAAUUUAACAGAAUGGAUCUUGAUUUUCAUAGUCUUCAAGAAGAAGAUUGAAGUUUGAAAUUGUAUUUGUUCCCUUCUUCACUCACCCUUCUUCCUGUCUUUGGGACGUGGCUCAGAGAGAAGUUAACAUUUUGCUAGUUUUGCUAGAACAUUUCUUGAACCAAGCUUUGUAAACUGAUUCUCUUUCUGCUUCCUUUACAUAACACCUUCACUUAAUUUCCUUUUUUACUCCCAGAGUGAUUUCCAUGGCUGUGGCUGAGUAGAAUUUAAAUUUUCAAAAAAAAAAUUUAAAAUUAGAUUGUUUUCUAAUGGAAACGUUAUGAUGUACAGUGUAAGAUUUUUUUUCUUAAAAAAAAAAAGGCUGUUGAAGAUGGACGAAAAGUGGAUUGAUAGAAAGUAUAAGAUGCUCGCUAUUCAUGUUAUCAUAGAUUAAACAAAUCCUGCUAUGUACAAACAUCCAACUGGUCAUCCACUGUGGUAACAGGCAUAGUUUGGGGCAUAAUUGGCUUUAAAUGUAAAGAAAAAAAAAAGAAAAAAAAUCAGUUUGCAAUUUCUGUUUUUGUUUGUGUUCUUUUCGAGUUUAUUUGGAGUGUAUACAAUCAAUAACAAGACAAAACAUUUGCAUAUGGAAAAUCUUAGACAUAUGGAAGAAUAAGAUCGAUUAACGUUUCUGGUCCCAGCUCUAUUUACAAGAACAAAACCCAGAGGUCAUUUCUGUGACUCAUCUAUGUGCUGCUGCUUCUAGUAAGGAAACUGCAGUGUUUUUGAAACAUGUGUAGAUGAAUGCAUUUGUAAAUAAAUUCACCCAAUUAUUUUGGCAGUUGUAAUUGUAUGGCAGUUGAAAUCUUAAACAUCACAACAAUCAAGGACUUAUAGCAAAAACCUGCUUGAUGUGUAAAACAUGAAAAAUGCAUGUGACAAGGAACAUUAAAGAUAUUGGCAUACAUGGACAUAUGUAAAAGAAAUGGCUUAAAGUGGAAGUAAUAUUGAAAACUGAAUUUAUUCAGCUUACACAGAAUUGAUUUGCAUAAGGUUUAAAUUAGAUAAAGAGUAACUAUAAAAAAAUUAUAUAUAUUUUUUUUACAAUAUGUUUUUAAAAGAGGAUUUUCAGUACUCUUCAAAGCAGUUACAGGUAGCUAAUAUAUUUCUUAAUAAGCAGAUUUGUUUUUCCAGAAGGCUGAAGCUACCAGACACUCUGACUGGAGUCUAAGAAAGGGGUUUAUGCCAUGUUAAAAUUAUUAAAAUACCAUUUUUGCAGUAAAUGAGCAAAAGGUUUCCAGCCAGAGCAACAAUCUGUUACAGUCAAAAAAGUACAACAGCGAUGUAUAGGUACAGCAAUUCAAAUUUUGCAAUUGUAACAAUUCAAAUUAACACGAUCGUUAUCUUUAAUGCCGCCUUACUUCAUCAACACAUGGUUUCUUUAGACAGACAUACUUCACAGUCAAUAUUUUGCUGUGGUUUGAAUGUUUCUGUAUUACGUUAUUUCACCUUUUCACUAAUUUGCAACCCAUGUUAUACCCAGAGACAGUACAAGUGGUAAUAAUAUUAUCAGUCACAUAACCACAUUUUCUCACAAUGCUACAUUUGUAAGAUUGUUCCAAAAUCUUGGCAUUAAAUGAUUAAAAUGAUUAAAAAUAAUCAUCUAAUGUGAACAUGUUAAUAAACCAUGAGCAUCUUGCAUUUUCAAAAUAUGAGUCGUUUUGAGAAGGCAGAGCUCUCGUACAAACAGUUAACGUCAGUCUUGGGGAAAAACAAAUCUGUAUGUUUGCAAAAUGGGUUUGCUGACAGAUUACUAGUUAUCAACUGUGGGUAAGACAAUAGCAACAUGCUGUACAGUGUCAACAGAAUUUUU
This is a messenger RNA of Gambusia affinis (western mosquitofish), 4355 nucleotides long. It is a transcript of the gene mipa, whose product is annotated as major intrinsic protein of lens fiber a. Gene Ontology annotation, molecular function: water channel activity. Gene Ontology annotation, cellular component: plasma membrane. Gene Ontology annotation, biological process: transmembrane transport. NCBI's taxonomy places the organism in Eukaryota, Metazoa, Chordata, Actinopteri, Cyprinodontiformes, Poeciliidae. The coding region runs from base 277 to 1068 and encodes 263 amino acids. The record is from RefSeq and is a predicted model, not a curated record. The transcript is spliced from 4 exons.